AUGAAAGAAGUAUCUAUAUCACUGGAAUUGGAAACUAGACAACAGGAUGAAUUAAAUAGCAUUGCCUCGAUAUACGGCGAUAUCUUUAAAGACGUCACUCCAAAGGAAUUGAUUUGGAAUAAGACACCCAACCCGCAUUUUCAGGUAUUUCUAUCCUCAUCUGAAAAUGAAGAAAACCCCACAGUUUCCAUUACAUUGGAUAUAGAGUUCACGCCGACGUAUCCAUUGUCGUCGCCAAAGGUCAAAUUUCUCAACCCUCAAAAUUUGUUAAAAGCGCAUGUUGCUCGUUUGAAAGAAAAGUCCGAAGAGCUAGUGAAGGAGUACGAGCAUGAGGAAGUUUCCUUCGCUAUAAUAUCGGAACUGAAGUUUAUAUUAGAUGACAUUCAAGCAACAAUGGCUAAGGUGUUAUCAUUAGAGGAAGAAAGAGAGGAAAGACUUCGGAAUGAGCGUAAAGCAUUGGAGGAACUUGAAGCAAAGCAGCAGAUGGAGCUAGAGUCUGCAACUCAAAAGAGAAGCGAGGAGCUAAAUGAACAAAUUCAAAAAAUUAAGUUCGAGUUGGACGAGGAAGAGGGGGAAGAAGAAGGAGUUGAAGUUGAAGUUGCGCCUUUGCCUGAUGAUAAGGCUAAUUAUUUCAUAUUUGAUAAUGAAGUGGAAGAUGUACUACCACAUAGUCGACGAAAAUUCAAGUUUAGAGCUGUGCAGGGGUUUAUUAGGUACACCAAGAGAAGUCUAUUCAGUUCAAUUGGUAAGCAAUUCAUUGUCAAGCCUUUUGUCAGUGACGAGGUCAGGGCAGAAGCUGAUAAACAUGGCCACGAACUCAAUUACAUUUUGACCGAAAUUGAUUUCAAUAACCAACAUUGGCAACGUGAUUCCGGCAAGAGCGAUGUUCAAGACUUGGAAAAAGAGUUGCAGUCUUGGGUCAAUCUGAAUAAUCCACACAUGCUCAAAUUGAUUGGAUUUCAAAUAGACAAAAAUAAGGGUUGGAAAGUUCGAUUGUUAACGGAGUUUUCAUUCGUUUCCGAAUCAUUGUUUGAAAUUAUGCCAUCGAAAGGACAUUUUAGUCUACCGGUGGCUAGGAUAUGGCUUAUGAACUUGAUACCGGUUUUGGAACAGUUGCACAACUCGGGACUGAUCCAUAAGCAGAUCAACCCUUUUACAGUCUUUCUAUUCGAGCAGGACCGCACAGGUCAAGGCAAUUCAUUUACAGACUCGUCCAAUGUCAAUUCAUACGGUGAUGAGCAUGGCAAAGUGUUGAAGUUGGCACACCCUUCAUAUGGGUAUAAGAUUCUACGAAUGUUGGAGGCGCACCCGAAUACUGGCAGCGACAAGUUUCGUAAGGACAGCAAUAAGAACCCAGAUUCUUGGACUCCUCCAGAGGUUAGGCAAACAGGCGUUUACAACCAGAAAUCAGAUGUUUGGGAUUUGGGUGUACUUGUUCUACGACUUGUGGUGGGGAAGGAUGCAUUGACUAAGGACUUCCCAAAUCCGGAUGAAUUUAACAAAAGGUUUCUUGACAAACUCAAAUCAGAACGUGCCGAACACGUUGAACAAAUUCAUGAUUUGUUGGUGAAGUUGCUACAGCCCAAAUACUCGAAAAGACCGACACUCUUGGAAUUGAAUGCUAUCAAGUUUUUGCGAGAUGGCCCUGUUUUGAGGAAGCAAGAUAGUGCUGUAAUUAUGGCCACUGGCAAUAACAAUAAUAACAAUAGAGGCAGCCGGGCAUUAACAAGAGAUGACUCUGUCCGCCAGGGGAGGCUUUUAAAUGAUUCACCUGGUAGUCAGUUUUACAAUAGCGCUGGAUACUCACUUGGUCUGGAACCACGAGGAAACAGCAGAUAUGAAAGAGAUUUUGAAGAGAUUGGUAGGUUGGGUAAGGGUGGCUUUGGUGACGUCGUGAAAGCUAGGAAUAGAAUGGAAGGUACCUAUUACGCUAUAAAGAAAAUUAAGCAUCGAGCUAACAAACUUGAUUCACUUUUGAGUGAGGUGUUGUCCUUGGCCAGGUUGAACCACCAAUAUAUUGUGAGAUACUACGGUACUUGGGUUGAGGAGUUAGCGGAAAAUCUGGAUAACCUGGAGGAGGGUAAAAUCGUGUCCAUUUCAGAGGAAAGCUCUGAGUCGGGUGACGAAACAUCGGAAGAUAUGUCUGAUCUAAGCUAUGUUAAUCGAUCUUCGUCAUUUUUAGCAACACGCACCAAUUCUUUCCAAAUUGAUUACAUGUCCAGCUCAUUCGAUCCUCGAAUUGAGUUUGAUGAUGAGUCUUUGGCGCAACAAAGCAAUACAUCUGAAGAUGUUUUUGAAUUUGCCCACUCAACUGAUGAAGAUUCAUCCACCCGGGAAAGCACUGAUGUCUCUCGCGUGCAAACAAGAGAUGGACCCGACAAAAAACUGCACUCAGCUCAAGACAAAAAGGUUCAAGUGGUGUACCCGCGAUCUAUCCUUUAUAUUCAGAUGGAAUUCUGUGAAAAUAACACAUUAUUGAAUCUUAUUGAACAAGGGCUUCCUAAUAAUCCAAACGAAUACUGGAGACUAUUUCGACAAUUAUUGGAAGCGGUUUCUUAUAUUCAUAGCGAAGGAUUUAUCCAUAGAGACUUGAAACCAAUGAAUGUUUUUAUUGAUAAAUCGAAUAACAUCAAGGUUGGAGAUUUUGGUUUGGCCAAAAAUUCACAAUUCAUGUCGACACUACCCACGACUGAGCAAAUUGCUGAAAAGGUUGAUGCCGUGGCAUCUAAGAAUGGCGACCUAUCAACUGUGGUUGGAACUAUUUUCUACACGGCGCCAGAGGUCUCAUCUGGAAACUACGAUGAAAAAGUUGAUUUGUUUUCAUUAGGUGUUAUCUUUUUUGAAAUGUGCUACCUGUUGGCGACAGGCAUGGAACGAGCUAUAAUUCUAAACAAGUUGAGACAACGCGAGUACCCGGAAAAUUGGAAGAGCACUCAGGAAAAGCAAAUUGUUCAUCAACUACUCGAUCCGGAUCCAAAGGCAAGGCCAGGAGCGGCGGAGCUUUUGCAAAGUGGUCGCUUGCCAGUGGAGCAUCAAGACCAAGUUAUAAAAGAAGCCUUAAAGUCCUUGGCAGAUCCAGCCUCUCCGUGGCAACAACAAGUAAGAGAAGCUUUGUUUAAUCAACCAUAUUCUUUGGCAAAGGACUUGCUAUUUGAUAGUAAUCGAGAACUAACAACCAGUUCAACUAGUGAUUAUCUAUUGUUUAGCAAAAUCAUCGACGAAUUGACAAAUCUUUUCCGCAAGCAUGGUGCUGUUGAAAACAUGAACAUAAACUUGAUCUUACCACGCAUACCUAGCCAGCCAAAAGAUCAAGUAUACGAAUUCCUUGACAGAGGUGGGUCAGUUAUCACUUUGCCGUAUGAUUUGGUUGUUCCAGUUGCACGAUUUGUUAGCAAGAACGAAGUCAAUGUACCAAAGUUUUACCGACACGAUUACGUCUAUCGACCCAGCUUACGAGGAGUGGGCAUGCCUGAAAAAUAUAGUGCAAUGAACUUUAGCAUCACGAGUCAGUCUGACCGAGAGGUGAUUGCAAACGACGCUGAAUGUUUAAAAGUUGUUGAUGAAAUCAUGCACAUUUUUGCCCAGAUUCCAGCUCGGAAAAUCAUUUUUAUUAAUCAUUACGAUAUUCUUGAUGCCGUUGUAUCAUUUGUGCUUGGAAACACGAAAGUCGAUGACCAAGUCAAGUGGGGGGUUUUUGCAGUACUAUCCCAGCUUGGAAUUGACAAGUCUGUUGAUGACGUGAAGAAAUAUUUACGAGAGGAGUUUCAAAUCCCUCGUACCGUCAUUGAGGACCUCCUACUGAAUUUCAACUUUACUUGUUCACUACCCGAAGCUAGACAAAAACUACAAAAGCUAAUGAUUGACUCGCCUCAGUUGAUUAAAGUAGAAAAAUCUUUUGCCUAUCUAUCCAAAGUGCAAGGUAUUCUCAAUCAGUUUGAGAGAAAAUCAGAGAUAUUGUUUAAUCCAUUGUACAACUACGAUAACCGGUAUUUUCGUCAUGGUAUUAUGUUUCAAGCGGUGUUUAAAGGAGAUAAAUCAAAAAGGUACAGCAGAAUCAUUACUGGAGGACGAUUCGACACUUUGAUUAGAUCGUUUACUGACGUUUCUGUCACUGGUUCUAAAACAUUCAAGCCUAAUAAGCUGCAUGGUGUUGGGUUUACCUUGACUACUUCGUUUUUGUUUGCUUUGAUGAAAAGUAUCAUGUCACGGAAAUUUGUAAAGAAUGAAUUUACCAAGUGGAAGGGAAACCGAUGCGAUGUCCUAGUGAGUUCCACACAACAAGAGUUUGUCGAUUUAUGUGGGUAUGAAAUUUUGGGCAAAUUGUGGCUGAAAACUAUUAGUGCCGAUCUUGCGUCUGCUAGAUCACAAGAUGAGCUACUAAAUGAAGCUUCAAUCAUUGGCGCUUCUUGGGUUGUUUUGAUACGACAGAGCCAACAGGUUUCCAAAAGAUCAAAGAAAUCUUCAAAUUUCAAACCUCUCAAGGUAAAGAAUGUGAUUACGGGAAAAGAUGUCGACUUAGAUAGUUAUGAGGAGCUAGUCGAGUACUUGACUGGAGAAAUAGGCAGUGUUGAAGAUGAUGCCGAUGAUGAAACUAUAUCUGGCCCUAGUCAAUCUGGCACCGAUGCGCUUACCGUCGAGCAAUUGGAUACGGUUGAUUUGAAUCAAAAGAUUACAGUUGUCAACAACGAGGCUCCACGAGGUCGAAAAAAUAACAAGAGAGAAAAGUGGGAGGUUGAAACCAAUGCAAAAACAAUUGGCUCGCAGGUGGUGCAGAAACUAGCCCAAGGACCUGUUCUUAUAUUUGACGUUCGGGAUGAGGUGGUGGACAUGAUUAGUAUAACAUCGAUCCAUCAACAAGACGAAUGGAUAAGAAAAGUGCUCUUCAGUGCAAACAAUUUACCAAAGAGUUUUGCCAUGAAUAUAUACAGUAGUUUGGUAAAAGAGGAAGCUAAAGGACACAGUUGGUGCAUUUUGGUGGCAUCAAGAACAUUACAUUCGGCAAUAGUUGAUUUAAGAAGAUGA
Molecule: messenger RNA, 5022 nt
Organism: Lodderomyces margitis
Lineage: Eukaryota; Fungi; Ascomycota; Pichiomycetes; Serinales; Debaryomycetaceae
Gene: GCN2
Product: serine/threonine-protein kinase
Exons: 1
Coding region: 1-5022 (1673 amino acids)
Biological process (GO): regulation of translational initiation by eIF2 alpha phosphorylation; DNA damage checkpoint signaling
Molecular function (GO): ATP binding; protein binding; eukaryotic translation initiation factor 2alpha kinase activity
Source: RefSeq, a predicted model, not a curated record